Colletotrichum gloeosporioides is the source of this 702-nucleotide messenger RNA. Its product is annotated as Acetylxylan esterase 2. NCBI's taxonomy places the organism in Eukaryota, Fungi, Ascomycota, Sordariomycetes, Glomerellales, Glomerellaceae. Bases 1 to 702 code for a protein of 233 amino acids. The record is from RefSeq and is a predicted model, not a curated record. Gene Ontology annotation, molecular function: hydrolase activity. The transcript is spliced from 3 exons.
AUGCGUCCCACAACCCUCCUCCCCCUCGCCCUCCUCCCCGCCUCCGUCGCCCCCCAGUCCCCCCUCUGCCCCCUCACCCCCUGCGCCGCCGUCCACGUCCUCCUCCUCCGCGGCACCAACGAGCCGUACCCAGGCCUGCAGCAGCCCAUCGCCGAGGCCAUCUGCGCCGACUGGGACUGCACGUGGGCCAGCGUCGAGUACCAGGCCGUCUUCCACGACUACUGCGACUCCAUCGAGGGCGGGAUCGCCAGCACGCGCGACGCCGUGACCGCGUACGCCACGCGCUGCCCGGGCUCCAAGAUCGUGCUGUCCGGCUUCUCGCAGGGCGGGCAGGUCGUCGGGGACGUGCUCGGCGGCGGGGGCGGGACCUUCAGGAGCCAGAACUGCACGCAGGAGGCGAGCGAGGGGAUGGCGCCGGACGUGUUUCCUGGGGACCACGUUGCUGCUGCUCUUAUCUGGGGCUCGCCGCGGCACGUUGCGAACCAGACGUACAACUUGCUCGUCGGUGCGCGGAUGCAAUCGGGCUUCCCCAGGGAGGGCGCGCAGCUGGAGUCGCUUAAUCGAUGGUCUGCGCGGCUGAGGGACUAUUGCAACGACAACGAUCCUGCGUGCGCGCAGGGGACCAGCUGGGAGGCGCAUGAGAAUUAUGGGCUGAAGUAUGCCGAGGACGCUGCUCAGUUUGUAAGGUUUAAGGUGUGCUGA